AUGGAAAAUGGAAACAUCACUGAUACACAGAUCACUGCCUCUUCAGAAUGGUGGAGAGCUGGUGCCUACCGGGGCAGACUACACUUAAAAGCAGCAGGAGACAUGAAAGGUGCUUGGUCAACGCGCGGAUUAGAUAACUAUCAGUGGCUCCAGGUUGACUUGCGCAGUUAUAAUGCAAGAGUUACUGGUGUAGCGACACAAGGAAGACAGGACGCGAGGGAGUGGGUUAAAAAGUACAAGCUGCAGUUCAGUUUUUUUAACGAACCAGGCAGCUUUCAAACCUACAAAGAAAAAGGCCAAAAUAAAGAAAAGGCAAGUUAAGCACUUUUUUCCAUACCUCUUUUCCUGCCAUGAAAGUCUUUAAACAGGUUUCAACAUCUCAGAGAGAGAGAGCGAGAGAGAGAGAGAGAGAGAGAGAGAGAGAGAGAGAGAGAGAGAGAGAGAGAGAGAGAGAGAGAGAGAGAGAGAGAGAGAGAGAGAGAGAGAGAGAGAGAGAGAGAUGUUUUAUUUAGACAGGUAGUAUUAUCAGCUAAAGCUGGUUUACAUAAAAGCCGUGUUAAAAAAUGUAUAUAUCUAUCACCGGUUUCGAGAUAAUAUUAAUUAGUUUUGAUAAAAGAAAUAUUUGUAAGACUAGAAAUUAACUUUUGAUUAAUUAAUUUUAAGCUAGGAUUAUAGUAAGGAAUCAAAGAGGCUGGGGAGCAAUCGGUGAAAUUUAGAUAUAAAAAAUUAAAGUUCAUUGAUUUGCAUUAACGCAAUUCCUCGGGUAAUUACUUGCAAGGAUAUGCUCCCCUAUAGCUAGCCAAAACGUUUUUUGCCACAAUUGGUUUUGGGAAGAGACAAUUGAAAUCGAUAAAAGGAGCCCCUAGUAUCAUGCGCAGUUUUGUGCUUCUUGAAGCGUCAGAGCUAGUUCAGAACCCAGGCCCUCCCAAACAACGCUGCAAUAGUCAAAGUACAGUUGGAUAAAAGAGUUGUACAUUGUUUGGAGGGUCGACGGAGGAACAAAUUGUCUCACACGCUUAAGCGCUCCGAUUGCGCUGGUUAACAAUUCUUUCAGGUCCCCUCUAUAUGUACUGCCCAUGUUAUGAUCCGAAACAGCAGUCUGAGGUGGACGGGGCCUAGGUGUUAGUUGUCUAAUGUACACUAAUAAGUAAACUAACUGUUUCCCAAAUAUACGGGAAUGUAAAAUAACAAUGACGUCACCCUGUUGCUAUUGUUCUUCGAUAGCGAUGAAACUCCAUUUUAGGGGAGGCACUGUAAGGGGGAAGGGAGAAGGAGUCCUAGACACUGAGGCAGCUUGUUUUUUUCUUGGGAAACGUUCGGCAGUUUAGAAACAACUCAGUGCAGUUGCUUCAGUAAAAAUAAAAUCGAAAGAACUUGCGUUUGAUUAACGAAAAACUGAAAAACAAAAACCAUUCAGUAUUAUAUUUUGUGGCCCCUAUAGUGUGAGUGUGUAUGUGAUCGAUCGGUUUUGGGGAACAGUUUGUUUUAAAAUUAUUCAUGUUUGGUUUAUACUAAGUAACAAUCUGUUUUUACUCUAAUUGUAUGUAGCUAUUUGAUGGAAACAGUGAUCAAAACACCGUUGUUCUUCAUAACCUGACAGAAGUUAUUAUGGCCCGUUAUAUUCGCUUUCAACCGACGGAUUGGCACGCACGCAUAUCCAUGAGAGUUGAGCUCUAUGGCUGUUAUGCUGGUAAUGUAUUCUUUCUUUAUGCUGUGUCUGCGCUAAUCAUCAGUCGCAAUGUUUUAGGCAUGAAUGGUGGCAACAUAAAAAAUCGCCAUGAACACUGAACAUACUAACCUUUUGUUUAACACGGGAGAGCAUUUUGUUGAGAAAAUAUCAUAACGUUAUAAAAGUAGGGAAAAGUUCCAUUCACGAUCAACCCAUGGCCAUAUCACAGAUCCUGGUCGUCCUCCUUCUCUAUUUCUUUCCCUUUUGUCACUUCUUCAGUCCCCUACACUGCACCAACUUGUUUUUAGCAAGAGCAGAAUAAAACGUAAUAGAUUUAACUUAUUGAAUUCAAAUUACGUCGAAAUUGAUUUCAGAGAACUGGAAGAAGAUAAAUAUUGAGCCAGUCUGCUUUGGAGCAAAGGAUGACUCACACGGAACCUUUAACAUCACAGAGAGUGGGGUCAUUUAUACGUUUAAACUGGUUCAUCUGAGGGGCUCAGUUAGCUGUAACCCCAAUUACCCAUCUUCCUUCUGGGGAUGUGGCCAUCCGCAUUAUAACGAAGAGAAAUUACUUACUAUCAUAACGUUUCAGAACAAGUCUGCUCUUUUGCUCGCAAAUUACAAGAAAACACAGGGCUAUGGCUGUAGAUAUUAUUCGUACAAGAUAGAAGGUGUAGGUGUUAACGAGCCCGAACUUUGGUUUAACACCCUUCCCUCUCCAAUAUCCGUGUCUGUUGGACAAGAGUUCCAACUUUGGUAUGGGCCGGACUUAAAGAACUGUUCCGAAGACGAUAAUAGCGGUCAUACAUGUGCUGAUGUUUAUGCGUGGUAUGAGUGA
Molecule: messenger RNA, 2507 nt
Organism: Porites lobata
Lineage: Eukaryota; Metazoa; Cnidaria; Anthozoa; Scleractinia; Poritidae
Source: the annotation of a GenBank genome assembly